Molecule: messenger RNA, 1999 nt
Organism: Triplophysa dalaica
Lineage: Eukaryota; Metazoa; Chordata; Actinopteri; Cypriniformes; Nemacheilidae
Gene: mettl3
Product: methyltransferase like 3
Exons: 11
Coding region: 138-1910 (590 amino acids)
Cellular component (GO): nucleus; RNA N6-methyladenosine methyltransferase complex
Molecular function (GO): mRNA m(6)A methyltransferase activity; mRNA (2'-O-methyladenosine-N6-)-methyltransferase activity
Source: RefSeq, a predicted model, not a curated record
UAUUUUGAAAUACCACUUGUUUGGCGGUAUGUGAACGAACACCACAGUCUCUCGACAGUUAUUAACUCUCGUUUAUGUAAAGUCAUAUUUAUUUGUAAGUUCUGCUGGUGUAUUAUUUGUGUGUUUGUGAACAAGCUAUGUCGGACACAUGGAGUCACAUCCAGGCGCACAAAAAGCAGCACAAAAAGCAGCUCGAUUCCCUGCGGGAGAGGCUGCAGAGGAGAAGAAAAGAACCCGCUCAGCUGGAAAUCGAAACUGGAGGUGUUGAGGGAGUGUCUGCAAGGAGUGAUAGCCCUGGACCAGCCCUCCAGAGUCCAUCGCAGGUGGAAGUAGAGCAGUCUCCAGACCCAGAACUAGAGAGGAGGCUGCUGGGAUACCUUUCUGAACUAAGCCUUUCGCUGCCAACAGAUUCCCUUGUAAUCACCAACCAGCUUAACACAUCCGAUUCUCCAGUUUCCCACCCAUGCAUACAAAGUCUCCUGCAAAAAUUUUCUGCUCAAGAGCUUAUUGUGGUUCGGCAGCCAUCCGCCACAGCUUCCUCAUCCUCCUCUUCCACCCUUGUCACUUCUGUCGACCACACAAAACUAUGGGCUAUGAUCGGAAGUGCAGCACAGCCACAGAGAACUGCCAUUAAAAGAAAAGUAGAUGACAUCAUUCAUCAAAAAAGAGCUCCAGGCUCCUCUCCCUUGCUUCAAGCCCAAUCCUCUCCUCCUAGGAAAUCUUCUGCCUUGCAGGUUCCUGUCUCAAACUUGCAUCUUACCGGAUCGUCUGGAGGAGGGGGGGGUGGGUCUGAGAAAAAAGGACGUAGCAAUAAGGUGCAAGCAUCUCACCUGGACAUGGAGAUUGAGAGCCUACUGAGUCAGCAGUCCACUAAGGAACAGCAGAGCAAAAAGGUGAGCCAAGAGAUCCUUGAGCUGUUGAACACCAGUUCAGCCAAGGAGCAGUCGAUUGUGGAGAAGUUUCGCUCUCGAGGCCGAGCUCAAGUGCAGGAGUUCUGUGAUCAUGGGACUAAAGAAGAGUGUGUGCAGUCAGGGGACACACCUCAGCCCUGCACCAAGCUGCACUUCAGGCGAAUAAUCAACAAACACACAGAUGAAAGCCUUGGCGACUGCUCCUUUCUUAACACUUGUUUCCACAUGGACACUUGUAAAUAUGUGCACUAUGAGAUUGACAGCCCUCCAGAGGCAGAGGGUGACACAGCGGGGCCACAAGCAGGGGCUAUUGAGCUUGGACUGCACUCCACUGAUGGAGACAGCAAUGUGGGCAAGCUGUUUCCCUCGCAGUGGAUUUGCUGUGAUAUCCGUUAUCUGGAUGUCUCCAUCCUGGGGAAGUUUGCGGUGGUGAUGGCAGACCCACCGUGGGACAUCCACAUGGAGCUUCCAUACGGAACACUCACAGAUGACGAGAUGAGGAAACUCAACAUUCCUAUUCUGCAGGAUGAUGGUUUCCUUUUCCUCUGGGUGACAGGAAGAGCUAUGGAACUGGGCAGAGAGUGUCUAAGCUUAUGGGGCUAUGACCGGGUAGAUGAGAUUAUCUGGGUGAAGACCAAUCAGCUUCAGAGAAUCAUUCGCACUGGAAGAACAGGACACUGGCUGAAUCAUGGCAAGGAGCAUUGUUUGGUGGGAGUAAAAGGAAAUCCACAAGGUUUUAACAGAGGCCUUGAUUGUGAUGUCAUAGUGGCAGAGGUCCGCUCAACUAGUCACAAACCUGAUGAAAUAUAUGGAAUGAUUGAACGUUUGUCGCCGGGCACAAGAAAGAUUGAGAUGUUUGGCAGACCACACAAUGUGCAGCCUAAUUGGAUAACUCUUGGUAAUCAGUUGGAUGGUAUUCACCUUCUAGACCCUGAAGUUGUUUCACGUUUUAAGAAGCGCUACCCUGAUGGAGUAAUCUCAAAACCUAAAAACAUGUGACGACUGGACUGACUGGUGUACAUUCAGAUGUACAGGUUAUUGGAUGGGAUCUGCCAAAGGUUUUAAGAUUAAAAGUUGAUUUAAAAUAA